Messenger RNA from Lodderomyces jiufengensis, 645 nucleotides. Its product is annotated as ureidoglycolate hydrolase. Gene Ontology annotation, biological process: allantoin catabolic process. Bases 1 to 645 code for a protein of 214 amino acids. NCBI's taxonomy places the organism in Eukaryota, Fungi, Ascomycota, Pichiomycetes, Serinales, Debaryomycetaceae. The record is from RefSeq and is a predicted model, not a curated record. The transcript has a single exon. Gene Ontology annotation, molecular function: ureidoglycolate lyase activity; ureidoglycolate hydrolase activity.
AUGGUGCUUAAAACAUUUCAACUAGAUAAAAAACAAUUCAUAAAAGCAGAACCAUUAACACCAGAAUCAUUUUCAAAUUAUGGUGGAGUUAUAAGUGCUGAUCAUCAAAUCAAUAAAUUGAAUGAUAAAUCAAAUGCAAAUUAUGGUACUGCAAUAAAAGUUCAUAAAGUAGCUCCAAUAAUAAAUAAUUAUUAUAAUUCAAAAUCUGGUAAAAAGGAAACUGCAAAUUGGAAUAUUUUUAGAUGUAAAGCUCCUAAACAUCUUAUAAAACAUGGUGGAUUAAAAUCAAUUUAUUUAUCAAAAGUAUUAGAAAGACAUCCAUAUACUACUCAAACAUUUAUACCAAUGGGUCAAGAUCUAAACAAGUUAUCAUAUUUGGUAAUAGUUGCCAAUACCGAUGAAUCAACAACUGAAAAAUUACCAAACCCUCAUGAAAUAAAAGCAUUUUUAUGUAAAGGAAAUCAAUCUAUAACUUAUGGACCAGGAAUAUGGCAUGCACCAAUGGUUGUUAUUGAUGAAAAUAUACCAUAUUUGGAUUUUGCUGUUUUGAUUCAUGAAAAUGGAGUAGUUGAUGAAGAUUGUCAAGAAUGUUAUUUUGAUCCUGGUUUUAAUAUUGAAUAUCAAUUAGAUUUUACAAAAUUAUAG